Racocetra persica is the source of this 294-nucleotide messenger RNA. NCBI's taxonomy places the organism in Eukaryota, Fungi, Glomeromycota, Glomeromycetes, Diversisporales, Gigasporaceae. The record is from the annotation of a GenBank genome assembly.
GACAAUUACACCAAGGAGCAAAAAUGAAAAACUGGAAGCAGCAUAAUAAUACAAAAAAGGUUCAUGAGAAGCUAUAUGCUCCGAGUGAUCCUAAAGAUUUAUCAUCUAAUACAUAUUUUACAUUAAUAGUCAAAAAUAUGUUUGUUUCCAAGGAAGAGCAUACAUAUGAGAAUGCUGUCUGGACACAGACAGUGCUUGAAAUAAUAUUCAACGAAGAAUACUUUUCAUCCAAAAUUGAUAUAGAGUAUGUUGAUAUAUGGACUAAACGAAUUAUGACUAAUGAACAAAACAUAA